CGAAGGAGCUUGGCCACGGCUGGGAUAAAAAGGCUGAACUGAGUGAAUCUAUAAGCUGAGUGCUGAUCCAGAUGUUGCUGUGAAACACCAAAAACGUGCUGUGAUGACCUCCUUUGUGAACAUACCAGGUGGUUCUUUAUAAUGUAGCUGGAUCUGAAGACAUCCCGGGUGGCUUUGUGUCAUGCUGAGUAACAACAUGGGACAUUGUUUCAUGGGGCGGGGAGCCAUGAUUCCAAGGAAGCUGAAGCCGUUUCUCUGCAGGAUGCUGUCGGGUUACAAACCCAAAAACGACGUCAAGGACUCUUACAAAAUUCUGGAGCUCGAGGAAGGAUGCUCCCCUGACGACGUCAGAAACUCCUAUCGCAAUCUUGCCAAAAAAUACCACCCGGACAGCAGCUCCGGCAUGGCCGAUUCCAAGGCCUUCAUCAAAGUGGAGGAGGCCUACAGGGUUGUGCUCAACGACCUGGCAGCCAAGCAGAAAUCAGAGCCCGGCGAGGAGGAGGAGGAGCAGUUCAAACCCAAAUCCCUGGAGCACAGACACUACCUGAGCUUCGAGGGCGUGGGCAUCGGCACGCCGAGCCAGCGGGAGAAGCAGUACAUGCAGUUCCGCGUGGACCGCGCCACCGAGCAGGUGCUGGAGUACCGGCAGCAGCGGCUGGAGAGCCGCUACGCCGGCAGCGACCUCAGCAGGGCCAAGGACGUGCGGCAGAGCAAGAAGGUGAAGAUAACUCAGGCGGUGGAACGGCUGGUGGAGGAUCUCAUCCAGGAAUCCAUGGCCAAAGGGGAUUUCGACAACCUCAGCGGCAAAGGGAAGCCUUUGCAGAAGUUUUCGGACAGUCCCCACAUCGACCCCAUGACUCACAACCUGAACAGGAUCCUCAUCGACAACGGGUACCAGCCCGAGUGGAUCCUGCUGCAGAAGGAGAUCCGGGAGACCAUCGAGCGGCUGAGGAAGAGCGUGGUGGCCUCCAGGAGGAAGCUCGGGGAGCCCAUGACGCUGUCGGAGCAGAAGCAGUGGGGUCGCAUUUGCGAGCAGCUCGCAGAAGACAUCAGGAAGUUAAACAAGAGAGUUGACGACUUCAACCUGGUGGUGCCCAUCCUGAGCAGGCAGAUGGUGCAUUUCAGCACGAACAAGGAAAUCCUCCGAGCGCGAAAGACGUACGAGGCUGUCGUGGAAAAGGUUUCUGAUUCGGACACGAAGGAAAACGAGGGGGAAAAGGGCAAAAGGUUGGGGUGGAAGUCUUCUCUCUUGAAGUGGUUAAAACUUACACCAAAAUAAUUUCAUGCUAAUUCCCCUUGUCAAGGUUUUGGAUGCACUUUAUUGAUGAAAUAUAGCACUAGAGAAAUUUCGGGUUCACCGGAAAUGUCAAAUGCACGCUGUCACCU
This is a messenger RNA of Cinclus cinclus, 1386 nucleotides long. RefSeq names its product DnaJ heat shock protein family (Hsp40) member C28 (gene DNAJC28). The coding region runs from base 182 to 1279 and encodes 365 amino acids. The transcript is spliced from 2 exons. Lineage: Eukaryota; Metazoa; Chordata; Aves; Passeriformes; Cinclidae. The record is from RefSeq and is a predicted model, not a curated record.